Molecule: messenger RNA, 2010 nt
Organism: Anarrhichthys ocellatus (wolf-eel)
Lineage: Eukaryota; Metazoa; Chordata; Actinopteri; Perciformes; Anarhichadidae
Product: lysosomal-associated transmembrane protein 4B
Exons: 7
Coding region: 213-893 (226 amino acids)
Cellular component (GO): lysosomal membrane
Source: RefSeq, a predicted model, not a curated record
UUUUCCCCUCCCGUUAACUUGACGCCGCUCCGUUCCGUUAAGCUGCUCGCGGUGAUAAGUAACGGACAGGUCAGAGGUGGUUAGAUCCCGUUCGUCGUUAACGAGGACCGACGCUCAGCGGACGUUAACAGGACAGCGCGCGCUCUUUUCGUCCUUAAACGCCGACGUCGUCGCUACAUGCUCGCGCGGUUGUGAGCAGACAAGCAGAAAAGAUGAUGAUCUCCCCGUGGGACCGCUGGUUCUCCACAAGCUGCUGUCUGUGCUGCCAUGUCCGCACAGGAACCAUCAUCCUGGGGGUCUGGUACAUGCUCAUCAAUGCCGUGGUGUUGCUCAUCCUGCUGACAGCGCUCAGCGAUCCUGAGCAGUACCACCUGACCAGCGCUGAGCUGGCUAAUGACCUGGAUGUCAUGGAUGACGCCAACAUGUGCAUCGCCUCCGCCAUCUCUCUGCUGAUGAUACUGAUCUGCGGGAUGGCAACAUAUGGUGCAUACAAGCUGCGCGCCGCCUGGAUCGUCCCGUUUUUCUGCUACCAAAUAUUUGACUUUGCUCUCAACGCCCUGGUGGCUGUCAGCAUCGUGGUUUACCCGAACACCAUACAGGAUUACCUGCAGCAGCUGCCUGAUAACUUCCCCUACAAAGAGGAGAUCGCUGCUCUCAGUAACGUGUGCUUGGUCCUCAUCGUGCUGCUCUUCAUCGGCUCUAUUCUCGGGUUCAAGGCCUACCUGAUGGCGUGUGUGUGGAACUGCUACAGAUAUGUGAGCGGCCGCGGUGCCUCAGAAAUCCUGCUCUAUGUCACGACCAAUGACACCACGGUGCUGCUGCCUCCGUAUGAUGACAGCGUCAGCGUCCCUCUCAAGCAGGCUCCUCCCCCCUACACCACUGCCACAGCAUGAAAACAUUCCCAGCAUCCUGCUGACUGGACCCUGCUGUUAAUAUAACCCCACCCCACCAGCAAGAUUUAUGCACCACACUGCCUCUCCAGUGUACACAGACGACACAGACAUUCCAGUACACCCAUGCAUGCACCGACGCAUAUAAAAUUAUCGUAUGCCCAUGCACACACCUGCCACCACCGUGACCUCUCAUCCCUCCCCGUUAUUUUAUUGGCGAGCUCGUAUUCUCUUCCAUGCAUCCGCUCUGUUUCUGUUUCCAGACGUGAUGUGCAUUUCAAUGCAUUUGAACCUGGGUGCAUAAAGUGUUAGAUUCUAUAUAUUUGUAUUAAUCCUAGUCACGCUGCGUGUACCCGUAAUAGUAUUUUGUGUCCUAUCUUUGAUGGUCAUAUCUAACUUAUGCACAAAUGAUCUUAUUGCCCAGAGUGAUGAGUGAACAGUGGUCGCGUGUUCCCCGUUCAUCUCGUCUCUGCUUGUGAUCAGGGUCGGAUUGCCUUUAUUCAUAACUUUCUCUCUGAUGGGGGGCCAUUUAUGGGGGUGAGCCAUGUGUGAAGUGUCACCUUGACUGGAAGUUGUCCCAAAGAAAUGCACCUGCCUGUAUUCUGACAUGAUCACAAAGCAACCUACUGUAUAUCGAACAUAUCACCUUCUUUUACCGUUUUACCCAACUACAAACCCAUUAGUCUUGUGCUGGUUGACCUUCAUAACAUUUAAAUGUAACCGUGUGUUUCUACUGAUGGACGAGGAAAAUGUAUUCCCGGCUAUUUAUCUAUUUUAAAAGCACAGAAGUAGCGCUGAUCUGGAAUCAGUUUGCUCUAUAAACUUGCUAUGAAUGAGUCGCUCGAGGGAACCCGGGGCAGUGACUCUGGAUCAGGGCCUCUCUGUGUCCAGGAGCUCAGUAAAUACGGGCCCUGGUUGUGUUUUUUCAAUUAAAACCAACGGGAGCUUCUGUUCUGUGUAAACACAAAGUCUGCUCCACCAGAUGAAGCUAUUGGCCGGCUGCUCUCUGGCCAGAAACAUGUUGUGCAAGGACACACAAGUCGAACCCCAGAGCUGCUGCUGUAUGAAAAAUACAAGAUGUGACAUUUAUUUGUGUAUUAAAAGUCUAAUUUCACUGACA